UUAAACGCAAUUUUGUUAACUGCCGUUUGCUGUUAUCAGUUUUUGUUUAGAACAAUACCCAUAUCUACAUAUAUCAUUAUAUAUAGCAUAAGUAAUCUGAUCAGUGAGUAGUUGCAAUACGUUGGUUGAACUACUAUGAAGCUAUAUCUCUUGGUUUCAUUUAUCAUUUGCUCUUUUGGGGCGAAAAUCCCUUUAACGGACAGUGCAAAAAUCCUAGCCACUCUGCCAUUUCCGGGACCGUCUCAGUACAUUUUUGUGGAGACCUUUCUGAAAGCCCUGGCUGCCAAAGGUCACGAAGUAACAGUGAUCAAUGCCUUUAAUAACAAGGAAACUCCGAAUAUGCGAUUUAUAAAGGCUUAUAAUGCGCGCGAUCACCACGAAGAAAUGAUGGAUCUGCUGAACGAAACUAUUUUGUGGAAAGCUCUAAAUGCAUGGCAUAAAAUUGUGACCAAAGUGAUGGAUUUAACAAUGGGGAACGAGGAUGUUCAGAAGCUGCUUAAAUCUGGAGAAACUUUCGACCUAGUGUUGGCUGAGAUGGAGCAAGUGGAACCCUUGUACGGUUUUGCCCAGCAUUUCAAUGCCACUCUGGCUGGGUUCCUUAGUUAUGGAACGGAUCACCGGGUUGAUGAGGCCUUUGGAAAUAUUUCACCCAUUUCAUAUAACCCAUUAGUAGGCUCCUCCCGCAUUAAUCGGAUGACCUUUUGGGAACGCCCGCUUAACCAUUACGGAUAUCUUGUGGAAAAAAUACAUCGCCAUCUGAUUCACCUGCCUGCUAUGCGUAAAAUAUUUGACAAGUACUUCCCGAAAUCUAAGCAAACCAUGGAGGAAGUUUUGAACAGUUUUGCGAUGGUUUUAAUAGGUCAGCACUUUUCCCUGAGUCAUCCACGUCCCUAUUUGGCCAAUAUGAUAGAAGUCGGUGGACUGCACAUUAACCAUGAGCCCAAACCACUGCCCGAGGACAUCAAACAGUUUAUUGAGGAUUCCCACGAUGGUGUUAUAUACUUCUCCAUGGGAUCUAAUAUAAAGUAUUCAGAUCUAAAAGAGGAAACUCGCGAUGCACUGCUAAAAACCUUUGCGAAAUUAAAUCAGCGUAUACUGUGGAAAUGCGAAAACGACGAGAUGACAGGAAAACCAGAAAAUGUAAUGAUUAGGAAAUGGUAUCCCCAAUCCGAUAUUCUAGCCCAUCCAAAUGUCAGGAUAUUUAUUACUCAUGGUGGUCAGCUAAGCACCAUUGAAAGCGUGUACUUUGGUAAACCUAUAUUGGGACUGCCCUGCUACUUUGAUCAACAUAUGAAUGUAAUCCGAGCUCGUCAUAUGGGAAUCGGUUUGGGAUUGGAUGUUCAAAAUCUUAACCAAAGAGAUCUGGAACACGCCAUCCAAACACUGUUAACUAAUCCAAGUUUCGCCAAUGCUUCGGCGGCGGCUUCCACACGAUUCCAUGAUCAACCCCAGACGCCACUUGAUCGGGCUAUAUGGUGGGCGGAAUAUAUCAUCAGGCAUAAUGGGGCCCCUCAUCUUCGAGCAGCUUCUAGAGAUCUAAACUUUAUUCAACUUCACAGCCUGGACACUUUGGCAGUUUUAUUAGGACUGCCUCUAUUAGGUUUGUUGUUUAUUAUCAAAAUAUGCCAACAAAUUUGGUUGGGAAAAAAACUGAAGAAAGAGUAAGAAAUAGAAAGACAGAUUUCAGGCAAUCUAAGCUAACCCGUUCUUCUUUAUUCUAUAUAAGGUUAGAAAAAAAAACAAAUAAAUACAAACAAAAAACAUAAAACUGUUCUUAAAUAUAAGGAUAAUAAGCUAUUACAUUUUCGGUUCCCUCAUAUUCGAAUUUUGUAAAUUCGAAAUUCAGUUACAAUUUAGUUUAGAAGCAGGCAGUGUUUGCUAGAAGCAGUGCUAUGUGCAAGGAGAGCUGUUAAAAUAACAGCCUAUAAGCCUAAAAAGUGGUAUCGAUAAAUAUUGUACAUCGAGAGAGUUGCCAUACUACCUAACUGUCAGUCACUGCCGCCAUAUUGUAUGCAUAAAUGCGCUACUCUGGCAACGCCGCCAGACUCGCUUUGUAUAUGCUCAUAUUCUCGUAACAUGCAACUAUCGCAUUUCUGUACUUAAUCGUGAAUGGUUAAAAUGCUGAAACAAAUAACACAUAUAAAAUGAAGGAUAAAUAU
Molecule: messenger RNA, 2159 nt
Organism: Drosophila eugracilis
Lineage: Eukaryota; Metazoa; Arthropoda; Insecta; Diptera; Drosophilidae
Product: UDP-glucosyltransferase 2-like
Exons: 2
Coding region: 136-1665 (509 amino acids)
Molecular function (GO): UDP-glycosyltransferase activity
Source: RefSeq, a predicted model, not a curated record